AUGAGGAGCGAUGAAGUGCGGUUGAAUUGUGGGAUAACAAUUCCAGUGAUUGGAUUAGGUACUUAUUCUUCUGAUAAUGAUAACGACAGAACUGAGAAAGCUAUCCAUUUGGCUCUCAAGAUGGGGUACAGGCAUUUUGAUACUGCAAAAAUAUACGGAUCGGAGCCGGCUGUUGGAAAUGCUUUAAGAAUGGCAAUUGAGGAUCAAAUCAUCCCAAGAGAAGAUGUUUUCCUCACUUCUAAACUAUGGAGCGCUGAUCACCAUGAUCCUGUUUCGGCACUCAAACACACUCUCAGGAGGGUGGGGAUGGAGUACAUAGACAUGUAUUUGGUGCACUGGCCGGUGAAACUGAAGCCAUGGGCAUUUGAUGCUGUGCCAAAGGAAGAAGACUUUGAAAAGCAGUUAGACAUGGAGACCACAUGGGAAAGGAUGCAGAGAUGCUUGGACAUGGACUUGUGUAGGUGCAUUGGUGUUAGCAAUUUCUCCACCAACAAGAUUGAAAACUUGUUAGAUUUUGCUUCAGUCCCUCCUGCUGUUAAUCAGGUGGAAAUGCAUCCAAUGUGGAGGCAAAGGAGGCUUAGGGAAAGCUGCAGGAAGCACAACAUCCAUGUGAGUGCAUAUUCACCACUAGGUGGACCUGGAAAUGCAUGGGGAUCCACCGCUGUUGUUCAAAAUCCACUCAUCACAUCCAUUGCUCUCAAACAUAAAGCAACUCCUGCUCAGGUGGCUUUGAAGUGGGGGAUAUCGAGGGGAGCAAGCGUGAUUGUGAAGAGUUUCAAUCCCGAGAGGAUGAAGGAAAACACGGCAUCUUUGGACCUCAAAUUGGAUGAUGAAGACUUGAUUGAGAUUGACAAGUUGGAGGAGAGGAAGAUCAUGAGAGGCGACUUUCUUGUUAAUGACACAACAAGUCCUUAUAAGUCUCUUCAAGAUCUUUGGGACUACGAGAUUUGA
This is a messenger RNA of Hibiscus syriacus, 951 nucleotides long. Its product is annotated as NADPH-dependent aldo-keto reductase, chloroplastic. The record is from RefSeq and is a predicted model, not a curated record. The transcript is spliced from 4 exons. Lineage: Eukaryota; Viridiplantae; Streptophyta; Magnoliopsida; Malvales; Malvaceae. Bases 1 to 951 code for a protein of 316 amino acids. Gene Ontology annotation, cellular component: cytosol. Gene Ontology annotation, molecular function: aldose reductase (NADPH) activity.